Messenger RNA from Melitaea cinxia (Glanville fritillary), 953 nucleotides. Its product is annotated as HIV Tat-specific factor 1 homolog. The transcript is spliced from 4 exons. The record is from RefSeq and is a predicted model, not a curated record. NCBI's taxonomy places the organism in Eukaryota, Metazoa, Arthropoda, Insecta, Lepidoptera, Nymphalidae. The coding region runs from base 155 to 814 and encodes 219 amino acids.
GCUAUCUUAUAAAUGGCAACAUUCGAUUGGCUUCAUUUUAGCUCACUGAUACGAUUAAAAGCGUUUCAUUCGUUUAUUAUUGUAGUUUUCGCUUUCUCGUUUUCGAAUUUUUUGUGUUGUUAUCUUCACUUGUAAUUUAAUACUUUAAUAUAAAAUGCGUAAAAGAAAGUCACUUAAGAAGGCGGACGAUGAAUCCGACGCCUCAGAGCCUGGGGCUGAACCAGAAGAGUUCCAAGAUUCAGGAGAGGACUGGACGCCGGAUGCCGAUUCGAAUGAACAGCCUGCUCGGGGAGGUAGAAAACGCACAUCAAGGGGUUCUUUAAAUAAUUCUAAAAAGAAACGUAAAAAUUCAUCAUCUGAGGAGAGUGAAGGAGAAGGAGAGGAAGAUGAAGAAGGAGAAGACGAUGAAGGAGAAUUAGAUGAAGAUGAAGGCUCUGACGAUGAGAAGAACGGCUCUGAUGGAAACAAGUCCGAUUCAAGUCAAUCUAAAGAUAUACCAAAGCAUUUUCAUUCUGGUAACUUUGUUCUGUUAAAAUCUGACGUGAAAUGGGACGGUGAUACAGUUAUUUCAAAAUUGGAUGAAUUAAAUCUGUGGAAAAUUGAUGGAAAAGCUUUAUUACAAAAAUUCAUUCCAAUGGAAUCAAAUGGAAAGAUAUUACAUAAAUGUACAUGUGUGUACUCAGGAUGGAAUGUUGACAACCGUGACAACUAUUACCCAAUUACUGAAAUUUUGGACAGAAAUCCACGUACAGACUCAAAGGAAAUAUGUGUAGCAUUAGAUCUUAAUGAUCUUAUCAAAGUAAGAGACAAGUAACAUGUGAAGUUUUUUUACUUAAUUCAACUAGAUAAGUCUAAACAAAUGUAACAAAUAAAUUUUUUUUGGCACUUCAUUCCAGUUUACUUUGUGUAAUUCAUUUUUAAAAUGGCAAUUAAAUGUUCAUUAAAUUUAAAAA